This is a messenger RNA of Nicrophorus vespilloides, 1263 nucleotides long. Its product is annotated as trypsin-like. Gene Ontology annotation, molecular function: serine-type endopeptidase activity. The coding region runs from base 31 to 1149 and encodes 372 amino acids. The record is from RefSeq and is a predicted model, not a curated record. Gene Ontology annotation, biological process: proteolysis. NCBI's taxonomy places the organism in Eukaryota, Metazoa, Arthropoda, Insecta, Coleoptera, Silphidae. The transcript is spliced from 6 exons.
GUAUCUAUCCAUGUUUGUGUCCAUUGAACGAUGUCGCCGCAACGAGUAUUGUUGUCCUAUUUUCUGCUUUGGCAAAUCCGCCGGACUCUGGGAAGCGACUGCGGCCGAGCUUUAGGUGUACCGGAUUUGCAAGGAAAGAUAGUCGGAGGAUACGAUGUGGGCUAUUACAAGUAUCCUUGGUUCGCGAGUCUCUUAUUAGAUGGUCAGCCUUGGUGCGGUGGGACCCUGAUCGGCCCGAAGACCGUCGUGACAGCGGCGCAUUGCUUCAAACAGUACCUCGUCCAGCCGAACGCGGAUCUGAGUCGCAUCUACACGGUCAAAUUGGGUCUCUACAAUUGGUGUCACAACGAGUCCAGCGCGAAGGAGUACCACGUGAAGAAGGUGGAUGUUCACGAGAACUACAUGAAGAAGAAACCCUACUACGACAUCUGUCUUUUGACGUUGAACCGAAACGCCGAAGAGUACACGCCCGCUUGUCUUCCGCCCGCAUCUCUGGAUGAUCGGACGAGAGGUAGGGAAGCUGUGAUCAUCGGCUUGGGAACGGCCAAGUACGGAGCGGACAAGUAUCCGUGCAGCAUGCACGAGGGCAGAGUCCUGAUCUACAAGGAUAAAACAUGCAAGAGUAUGAUCAAAAACGCAACUCAGGACAAAGAGGAUUACCCGAUGACGAACGCGUUCUGCGCCGGAUACAUGGAAGGUGGCGUGGACGCCUGUCAAGGUGACAGCGGCGGUCCGAUCAUGUCCAUGGGACACAACGGAAGAUACUCAAUUAUAGGUUUAACAUCUUUCGGAUACGACUGCGCCAAGAAGGAUCUAUUGGGGAUCUACACGGACGUGUCGCAUUACCUGGGAUGGAUCAAGGAGAAGAGCGGGAUCGAAUCGCAGGCGGCUGCGAUAACAACAUCGAAACCGGACGCCGAAGUCAAGCCAACGUCUUCCGAUAACGUCACAAUCGACAUCUCAGAUGGCGCUCCCAAUGUCACCGAAUUUCCGGUUUUCCCCUGGGUCGCACCGACGACGAAAAGACCACCUUUUGUGUAUACGACGCAUAGGAGACCCAACAGAUAUUGGCACCCAAAGAAAAUAAUCAUCGAGUUCAGAAAGAAGAGGAAACACCACCACAAGCACAAGAAACACAAUUCCAAUUGAAAAUUGGCCCAUUGUCUCGUCUGCAGUUAAGCGUUGCGAAUGUAUUAAACUUUAUAUUAAUGAUAGUAAUAACAACAUAAUAAUAAUAAUACAAAAUCGAUUGUUUGAGAAACG